This is a messenger RNA of Penaeus monodon (black tiger shrimp), 535 nucleotides long. Its product is annotated as thyrotroph embryonic factor-like. Gene Ontology annotation, molecular function: RNA polymerase II cis-regulatory region sequence-specific DNA binding; DNA-binding transcription factor activity, RNA polymerase II-specific. Gene Ontology annotation, biological process: regulation of transcription by RNA polymerase II. Gene Ontology annotation, cellular component: nucleus. The record is from RefSeq and is a predicted model, not a curated record. NCBI's taxonomy places the organism in Eukaryota, Metazoa, Arthropoda, Malacostraca, Decapoda, Penaeidae.
CAGAAUCUGAUUCUUGAAAACUUGAAGUUUCGACGUUUAUACUAAUCCCAGUUUGCAAACAUCACAGUUUGAGUCUCGCGAGUGUUGCUUGUGCAAGUAUUGCAGCUACAGGCGUCUGUAUUACUGGUUUUGUGCUUUCUUGCGAUGAGUAGUGAAGAUAAAGUGAUUGAGAAUCCACUCUAUGCAGGCAUGAGUCUCAAAGCUUUGCUAGAGUCGGCAGAUCUCUUCGAUAUUCCAUGGAAGGACCUGAAGGGGGAUGAAGGCUGAAGGAAAACCAGAUUGCAAUGCGUGCCAACUUCUUGGAAAAGGAGAAUGUGGCCCUGAAGCUGGAGUUAGAGAAGACAGUGAAGGAGGUGGAAACCUUGAAAAGUCGCCUGGAAAAGUAUGAAGGAAUAUAAAAAUGAGCACAUUGUCACUACUGCCAUAUUUUGCAAUCUGCACUAGCAUUUAUAUAUAUAUAUAUAUAUAUAUAAUAUAUAUAUAUAUAUAUAUAUAUAUAUAUAUAUAUAUAUAUAUACAUAUACAUAUACUUAUA